AUGAAGAGCGGUAGAUGCGUUUACAGCGGGUCGCGAGAGUUUGCUUUGGGGGCACUCGAAGCAACUUCUGACACCCAGCUUGUCAAUCCCGGCAACCUGCUGAUGGAUCAAGUGAAUUCUUUGGGUUUCAACCAUAUCGAGCCUGAAAAGUCAGACACUACAGACUUGUCCGAUGGCUCAUCUGCAGGCAUGAUGGAAUCUGCUGGCGACUUUGAAGAGCUGGCGCCCUUCAGUCACCGCUUCCUGGCUUGCACCAUGGUAACCUGGUUGUGUCUCCGUGAUCGCACGUUGUUGUGGAUGCUCUUUUUGUUUGUCCCUUUGGCUACCUUGUUCAUGUCACUCUACAAUGUUGGCCCAUAUACAGCGCCCCACGAAGCAAUUGUGAUGAUUGUCAUGCUCGUGUCUGCGCCGGCGGGCUUAGUGGUACAGACCACUGCAACCUCUCGGUUUUCCGCGCUUCUCCCGUUGGUCAACAUGAAACGUUGCGGAUUGUAUAGCGGAGUCGAAUACUCAGUCCAGUUGCUGUUUUUCUACACGUUCCUUUCCCUGGGAAUGACCCUUGUGGUGUACACCAGCAGUCUACUUUGUUGGUUUGGUUGA
Molecule: messenger RNA, 600 nt
Organism: Seminavis robusta
Lineage: Eukaryota; Bacillariophyta; Bacillariophyceae; Naviculales; Naviculaceae
Source: the annotation of a GenBank genome assembly